Molecule: messenger RNA, 1447 nt
Organism: Colossoma macropomum (tambaqui)
Lineage: Eukaryota; Metazoa; Chordata; Actinopteri; Characiformes; Serrasalmidae
Gene: lipib
Product: lipase, member Ib
Exons: 10
Coding region: 63-1424 (453 amino acids)
Biological process (GO): lipid metabolic process
Molecular function (GO): carboxylic ester hydrolase activity; lipase activity
Source: RefSeq, a predicted model, not a curated record
GGUGUGCUUUCCUUCUGCUCUUUCUCACUGCUUUCCUUCUGCUCUCACAUGCCAUACUAGGAAUGGGUCUCUUGAAAUUCCUGGGUCUUCUGGGUUUCUUCACCCUUUGCAGAGCAGGUCAAGACAUCGAGUGCGACAACUUUUCUGACCUGAACUUCCAUGAGACGUUCAUUGGAACCAACCUUUAUGUGCGUCUGCUCCUCUACACCCGUGCCAACCUGAAUUGUGGUCAAGAGCUGCCCCAUCAUAAUUUUACCAAGGAGCCCCUGUUUGAUGUGAAAAAACCCACCACCUUCGUCAUACAUGGCUACAGGCCCACCGGUGCCCCACCCAUCUGGAUCAACCACAUUAUACACCUGCUGGCAGCUCAGGCAGACAUGAACAUUUUGGUAGUAGACUGGAACCGAGGUGCUGCCAACCUCAACUACUUCAUCGCUGUGACCAACACACGCCGCACUGCUAUCAACAUUACAGGCUUUAUUGAGAGGAUGAGGGAUCAGGGAGCAUCUCUCGACUCAAUCCACCUGAUAGGGGUCAGCCUGGGGGCACACGUGGCUGGGUUCAUAGGAGCAAUGCUAGGAGGCAAAGUGGGCAGAAUCACAGGUCUGGACCCGGCAGGACCAAUGUUUGCAGGCGUCCCUCCAGACGAGCGCCUUGAUCCAACGGAUGCCCAGUUUGUAGACGUCCUACACACAGACAUGAACUCCUUUGGACUCAAAGGAACUCAUGGACAUAUUGAUUUCUACGCCAAUGGUGGACAAGACCAACCUGGCUGCCCCAAGACUAUCUUCUCAGGAAAAUCCUACUUUGUAUGUGACCACCAGCGUGCUGUUUUCCUCUACCUGUGUGCUCUGAAUCACACCUGUAACAUCACUGCUUACCCCUGCUCCUCCUACAGUGACUUCCUCAAUGGCCAGUGUCUGCAAUGUGAAGCCUUUAAGCCAGCCUCCUGUCCUGUCUUGGGAUAUGACAUGAGUCCAUGGAAGAACACACUCUUGAAACUGGGACAGACAAGAGUCUAUUUCUCCACCACAGCAGAUCCGCCAUACAGGAAGACAAGCUACAGAGUUGAUAUUGUAACCUGGAAUCAGUACUUGCGAUGGGGGGUGGUUACUCUCCGCCUGCACAGUGGAAAAAACGUGACAGAGACCAGGAUUGACCAUAAGCUGCUGCGGUUUGAGCAGUACACUGCCACACGAAUGCUGGCCCAGUUUGAUGAGGACUUGUAUCCAGUUCAGAAGAUAUCCUUGCGGAUCAUCACCGGGAACGUGAUAGGACCCCGUUACAAGCUUCGCCUCAUCCGCAUUCGAAUAACCCCACUUGACCGGCCAGACAGGCCACUGAUGUGCCGAUAUGACUUAAUUAUGGAGGAAAAUGCUGAGAUCACCUUCAAGCCAUUACCAUGUGAUGAAUCUCGUCUAUAAGCGCUCACCAUACAGAACUUCAG